AUGUCGUCUUCAUCUGUGGCCAGUGGUCUGUCACCCUAUGGCCAAAAUGCGGCUUCAACGAUUCGAGACGCCCGUGAAAGGGAGAAGAAAGAGAUGAGCGAUCUCAACGACAAGCUUGCCAGCUACAUUGAGAAGGUUCGCUUCCUCGAAGCUCAGAAUCGUAAACUGGGAGCUGAUCUUGAUAUGUUACGCAAUCGUUGGGGUAAAGAUACCAGCAGCAUUCGUAGCAUGUAUGAAGGAGAGAUGAGUCAAGCUAAGAAGGUGAUUACUCAAACCGGCAAGGAAAAGGAUGACUUGGAAAAAGAAAUUCGCAAACUCCAAGAUGAUCUCAAUGAAUUCCGUAGAAAAUUCGAAGAGGCGUCGAAAGCUCGUCUUGGAGAUCGUGAAAAGAUCGACGAACUCCUCGUAAAACUCUCAAACAUCGAAGCUGAAAUUAAUCUCUUGAAGAGAAGAAUUGCCCUGCUUGAGGAGGAAAUUUCUCGUCUGAAGAAAGAGAACAUGCGUUUGAUGGCUGAACUCCAACGUGCACGUACAGACCUCGACCAGGAGACACUGAAUCGUAUCGAUUACCAGAAUCAGGUCGCCACACUUCUGGAAGAGAUCGACUUCAUCAACAGAGUCCACGAUCAGGAGAUCAAAGAGCUGCAAGCCAUGGCUGCCCGCGACACUACGAGCGAGAACCGUGAGUUCUUCAAGAACGAACUCGCUUCAGCCAUCAGAGACAUCAGAAGCGAGUAUGAUCAGAUGAUGAACACCAACCGCAACGAUAUGGAGUCGUGGUACAAGCUGAAGGUGCAGGAGAUUCAAACUCAAAGCGCUCGCCAGAAUAUGGAGCAAGGUUACCAGAAGGAUGAAGUCAAACGCCUUCGCACUCAGCUCACCGACCUCAGAGGAAAACUCGCCGACUUGGAGGGCAGAGUAAGUCACGUUGUCUCUUUUCCAUGUAUACAUUACCGUAUCUGUUGA
This is a messenger RNA of Cooperia oncophora, 966 nucleotides long. Lineage: Eukaryota; Metazoa; Nematoda; Chromadorea; Rhabditida; Trichostrongylidae. The record is from the annotation of a GenBank genome assembly.